Molecule: messenger RNA, 4143 nt
Organism: Wyeomyia smithii (pitcher-plant mosquito)
Lineage: Eukaryota; Metazoa; Arthropoda; Insecta; Diptera; Culicidae
Product: zinc finger protein 236-like
Exons: 4
Coding region: 154-2253 (699 amino acids)
Biological process (GO): regulation of transcription by RNA polymerase II
Cellular component (GO): nucleus
Molecular function (GO): RNA polymerase II cis-regulatory region sequence-specific DNA binding; DNA-binding transcription activator activity, RNA polymerase II-specific; zinc ion binding
Source: RefSeq, a predicted model, not a curated record
CGUAAUCCGUGCACACACAACAGAGAACGGACGGUGACGGUUCGGUAGUAUUUUAGCAAACGCAACAGAAGGAAGAGAGUCCCAGCUCGGGAUUUGCUGGGAAAAGUGCAAAUUUUGUCCAGUUUUGUCAGCCUUUUCGCGUCCCAUUUCACGAUGGAGGUGGAAAGCAACGUAAUCAAGGAUGAACCAAGUCGCAGCAGAGGUAGGAGUGCUGCUGGCCAGCACCAUAGUCCUAGGAGCAGCGCAAGUAAUAACAAAACCAUCGCCUCUACUAGCAGCAGCAAUACCACCAGCACAGUCACCGUCAAAGUUGGCCUCAAUAUGAAUAUGUGCAGAUUGUGCUUGGCGGAGGGCAGCACCAACUCUCGGCUUCAACCCGUGUACUACUCGAAAGAUGCACCAGAUGAACCCUUGAUUCAGAAAAUACUAGAACUGACUACAAUACAGGUAACUUAUGCAACGGAUUUUCCUUCCUCAAUAUGCCUCGGUUGUAAAAGUAAGCUGGAAGAGUACCAUAUGUUUCGUCGAAGAUGUAUUGAAAAUGAUGAAAUACUUAAGCUAAAGUAUUACGAGUUGAAAACUGCUGAAAAGUAUCGCCACGUGCAUCAGCAGCACCAUAUGCAACCGACGGAGGAUAAUAAAGUUGGGAUGGAAGAGUACGUUGACGAUGGGGACGAUAUAACGCUGGCCAUCGAUGAAUCGGCCGAUGUAGACGAGUACCAAGAGGAGACUGAGGAAGAACACCAUCAGGAGCAGCAUCAACAGACUGUCAUGCAGCAGGACCCGCAGGUUGUGGAACAGCAAACAAUUCAGUACGUAUCGGCCGAUGGUACAAUGACCGAGUACAUUGAAUCAGGGGAUGUGCGGGUUGUGUCCAGCACCUCCCAACAGCAGCAGAUACAUAUUGGCGGAUACAGUGAUGCGGAAGGCAUUCAACCUACCGAAGGUCACGAGAUAUACUACACCGAUGGAACUGACACUUAUGCUAUCCGUACUACGGCCGAGGGGUACGUGAAUGCCGCAAACUAUGUGCCACAGGGAUAUGAUAAUCAAACCGAGAUUGAAUGCACCACUCUUGAACACUUACCAGAGGAAGAAGUUUAUAUGGACGAGGGAGGAGGCACCGCAGUCGGUAGCGUUAUAACACCGAGAGGAGUACACGAUCGACCAUUUGUUUGUAAGCAUUGCAAAACUAGUUUUAAGUACGAGUACAACUAUGAAAGACACAUGAAAAACCACGCGAAAGUUCUCUACCGGUGCGGUAAGUGUUCGAAAACAUUUACCAAGCAAAGAAAAUGCCAGCAGCACUUUUUAAAAGCCCAUUCCUCGCAGAGGUACGAAUGCGACAUCUGCUUCAGAACGUACAGUUUGCCGACUCGAUUGGAGAACCACGUAAUCGAGAUGCACUCCGAGAAUGGUGUAUACAAGUGCGACCGGUGUACGGAGACGUACACUUCCUAUCUAGAUUUCAAGUCCCAUCGCAACAGCCAUCACAGCGUAAACGGAUCGAAUGCCACAGUAAUCACGCAGGCCGUUGACCAACGAACGGUCCAAUCGAUGCAUCAAGUGCAGUCUCCUCAACCGCAUGCUAUGUCCCACACCGUGGGAACAUCUCUCAGCACUCGUUCAUCCGUUUCCGAUAGUUGUGAUUUCGAAGUAAUGAUUGAUGAAACUAAAAUUCAAAAACCAGGUGCACCCGAAGAAACAUCUGAUUCAAAACGACCACCCGCUACAGUUUUAACCAACUCCGAUCAAGACGUAAUUUUGAUCGACGAUGAAACGGCCUCGCACAGUGUCACUGCGCCAGUGAAUCAGAGCAAGCAUGUCAACCCGCUGAUUACCACCACCGCUGUUCCUAGCAGCAGUAUCAGCAGCACUAGCAGUAGCAGCAUCAUCAGUAGUGCUGCGCUUGCCGCAACGAGUCCCAACAAUGCCCCAGUGGCGGCACUGGCGAGCAGUAACAGUACGCCGUCAACCGUCAUCACCACCAACGGCAUUGACAAGAAUUCCCUGCAUCGGCAGCUGUUACAGCAGAUCGAGGAGAGCGAGGCCAACUCGACCGGGCCGAAGAUUUACAAAUGCGACAGCUGUAUUAAGACGUUUGUUCAUCUGAACAACCUGAAGGCACAUAUCUACGCCGAGCACGACAAUGACAAACCGUUCAAAUGCAAACUUUGCCCCAUUUCGUUCAAGACGAAGGAGAUUCUGGUGAUGCAUAUGGUAUUACAUUCUCAGCAUAAUACAGCGACCUAAAAAACGCGUGUAAAGAGUGAACAGUAGCAGUCUCGAAUAAUGAUUAAAGACAGUAUGCGGUGCCGCGACGGGUCGGCACAGAAUACCGGGAACUAGUAUAAUUAGGAACUAACAACAUGUUCAAAAACCUGACAAAAAAUAAUCUCUCAAUACAAUUGAAUAGUUUUCUCUACACGUAAAUGCUAAACUGAACACAAAAUACAGAAAAAAGCAAGCUAGGCAGUUUACUGACGAGGAUCAGUAUAUACACAAAUUCAAAACUUAGAUAUUUAGAAGCAGAAAUAACAAAAUGCAAACGACAAACCAGACAAAAGGACAGGCAGAAACGCGGCAUGAUGAACGUGCAGAAGUUAUCUAGUAUAAGGGUCAACCAGAGAGAUCUAGAGAAUUUACGAUUUCCUUUUGUUUUAUUUUUUCGUGUUUUAAUAUAUUGAACGUACUAACCUAAUUUAGUCUAAGUUUACGUUUGCAACCAGCAGACGGUUGGCUUGCAAUAAGUAGCUUUCUGCAAUAUAUAUUGUUAACAAAAAAUAUCCUGUUAGAAGGAGGUUUAAAACCUGCUUCAAAUGGUGCUUUUCUUCGGAAAUAAAUCUCGCUCUUAUGUUUUUUUUUAUAUGCGACAAUAUAGUUUACACACGAAUACGUUUUCUAAGGCUUGCUUUUAAGUAUACUUUAAGUACCAACAUAUACAACGUUUUAACUUGUAAGAAUGAUGCUUGAAUUAUAUUGUUACGCAAAAGAGAUUGCAGACAAGAGGGCGUGGAAUCGGAAUUGACGAAGAGACUUUUACAGGCGAGGAUAUUCGACUCUUUUGAAACUUCUUCAUAUUCAUUUGUUACUAAAACUAGAAAUCGUUUGUUCUUGGCUGUAAGAGUUUUAGAUCUUCGCAAGCGAAGCUUGGUAAAAUUAAACUCGCAAUAGUUCAAUAGCGAUUAUUCACGGCUCUGUCCACUUCGAGUUUCGAAAGUUAAUAUGGUAAAAAAUUCAUUGUCCGUGGAAAACACAAUUGAGCUACUGUGCGUGUGUGUAUUGUGCAAAUAUGAUAAGAAUCGGUUCUUCCAGGGGAAACAAAAAUUUUAUGUUUUCGUUUGUUAACCCACUUUAAGCAAUGAAAGCUAAAGGUGGACAUUAAAAAAAAGCAACAAAAAACCUUUAUUGUGAUCUGGGUAGUUUAAAAUGCGAUGUUGAUUUUGUUUUAUUAUUUUAAAUUGGUUGCGAUUCCUUGUAGUGUUAUAAGAGAAUAAAUUAAAUAAUUUAUCUAAAUUCAUCGACAUAUACAUAGAAGUAGAUAGUAAUGCGGCCGGAAAUGCGCUGCGAAAUCAAAAUGAGAACGUGUCGCACUGGCGCAAUUUAGUGAAACUGAGAGAGUUGAUCGUUUGAUAUAUUUUAUUAUCGCUGUUAGGUAAUGAGGUAACGUUAUUUGGAGCAAUACGGAAUAGGCAAAAGAAAGCUUCACUGCACAUCCAAUUUUGUCAUUUUUAUUAACGAAACCUGCAUAGCUAAAAAUACUGCGGGAGUACCGUUUUAUCAUGUAUUCAAAACCAGAAACGUUGUAUCAGCACAUCCUUAUUUAUUUGUGAAAGAUUUCUUACCAAGGAUGAAGAGGUGUUGUGAAUUAGAGUUUUUUGAAUGAAAAAUGGCAACCAUUUUUCGAAUUGUUCUUAUAUUAUUCGAUAAAUUUCUACUUCAACUUUCACCAUUACCCUUUUCCACUUGGUGGUAAAAAUUUCCAAUCAUCAGAGGCAGAAUUAAUUGUGACAAAAUGGAAACAAACAAGAUACUGAUGUUAGGAUAAAUUGAAACGAUUACCUACGAAAAUCGUAAACACAAAAUUUGCGAAUCGCCAUGAUCUAUGAAAAAUAAAGUGUAACAAAAUGUUCUCUAUACAAA